AUGACAAGUUACACAGGUUACAGCAACCUGGAAACCAAGCCAGGACAAACAUCCAACAAAGCAAAUGAGUUGUUAGGCUUUUUGCGGGAGUCGAAUCUGCUUAGUGGAUUUGAAAAAAUUGCCUCAAAGCACUUGUUUCAAAAUUGCAUUUCCGCUCAUCAGCAGCUGAAGAAGGAGACCAUCAAUAGCCAGACGUGCCCCUCCAAGCUUCCACCCAUUGUAUCCAAAGAGGGUCUGAUGAAUUUUGUUCAAAGUCAUCUCAACGACACUUUGGACCCCGAAUUUCAGAAUGACAAUGGCAACGAAGAUGCCUCAUUGGCCAGCCUUCCGUCAUCACUGGGAAUUGAAGAGGAGGAUAGAUCAAUAGUUUCAAACGCACAAGUAAAUGAUGGCUCAUUUGUUUUUGAUGUGGACUACGGAUCAAACUACGGAACUAGUUAUUUGCCUAAUAAUAUUGCAAUGCCCGAUGCUGCUGCCACAAAUAUUGUUGCAGAGCCUCCAACUCUAACAGAGGAUCUGAUCGAUUCUCAAAAAAAGCACACCUGGCAGGCAUACUCCCCAAAGAUAUUAGAUCCCACUGUGGCAGACCAUGACAAAGCUUACUUCCAAGAAAGAAGCCACUACAUCCUGGUGAAUGCCUUUCAUGACAUCUGCUUUGGGGCGAAUAUGUGCAAUAUUCACCUUGCCACUCCUGGGGAAACUUUGCACAUGCAUCAGAAGGGAGCAAUGGUAAGAGUCGUAGAAUCACUUUGA
Messenger RNA from Cylindrotheca closterium, 753 nucleotides. The record is from the annotation of a GenBank genome assembly. NCBI's taxonomy places the organism in Eukaryota, Bacillariophyta, Bacillariophyceae, Bacillariales, Bacillariaceae.